UGUGAUGAUUGUUCAUGUUAUGAUGGAGUCUCCUGCACUGAUAAUGUGAGUCCAUUGUCUGGUGUGACAUGUGGGGCUUGUCCUGCUGGUCUAUUCAAAGGAGAUGAGAAAUGCAUUGAUAAUUCAACUAGUAUCAAUGAUUAUAGUAUUACUACCUCUGCAACUUCAGUUACUUCUAAUGCUGCUACAGCUGCAGUUACUUCUAAUGCUGCUACAACUUCAGUUACUUCUAAUGCUGCUACAGCUACAGUUACUUCUAAUGCUGCUACAACUUCAGUUACUUCUAAUGCUGCUACAGCUGCAGUUACUUCUAAUGCUGCUACAACUUCAGUUACUUCUAAUGUUGCUACAGCUACAGUUACUUCUAAUGCAGCUACAGCUACAGUUACUUCUAAUGCUGCUACAACUUCAGUUACUUCUAAUGCUGCUACAGCUACAGUUACUUCUAAUGCCGCUACAACUUCAGUUACUUCUGAUGCUGCUACAGUUGCAGUUACUUCUAAUGCUGCUACAGCUGCAGUUACUUCUAAUGCUGCUACAGCUACAGUUACUUCUAAUGCUGCUACAACUUCAGUUACUUCUAAUGCUGCUACAGCUGCAGUUACUUCUAAUGCUGCUACAGCUACAGUUACUUCUAAUGCCGCUACAGCUUUAACUGCUUCUAAUACGAUUACAACUUCAAUUACUUCUAAUGCUGCUACAGCUACAGUUACUUCUAAUGCUGCUACAGCUACAGUUACUUCUAAUGCUGCUACAACUUCAGUUACUUCUAAUGCUGCUACAGCUACAUUUACUUCUAAUGCUGCUACAGCUACAGUUACUUCUGAUGCUGCUACAGCUACAGUUACUUCUAAUGCUGCUACAGCUGCAGUUACUUCUGAUGCUGCUACAACUUCAGUUACUUCUAAUGCUGCUACAGCUACAGUUACUUCUCAUGCCGCUACAACUUCAGUUACUUCUAAUGCU
Messenger RNA from Amphimedon queenslandica, 966 nucleotides. RefSeq lists its product as uncharacterized. The annotation marks the transcript as partial. The transcript has 2 exons. The record is from RefSeq and is a predicted model, not a curated record. Lineage: Eukaryota; Metazoa; Porifera; Demospongiae; Haplosclerida; Niphatidae.